Molecule: messenger RNA, 1452 nt
Organism: Nestor notabilis (Kea)
Lineage: Eukaryota; Metazoa; Chordata; Aves; Psittaciformes; Psittacidae
Gene: CHAT
Product: choline O-acetyltransferase
Exons: 11
Biological process (GO): neuromuscular synaptic transmission; acetylcholine biosynthetic process
Cellular component (GO): cytoplasm; neuron projection
Molecular function (GO): choline O-acetyltransferase activity
Source: RefSeq, a predicted model, not a curated record
AUGCCUGUCCUAGACAAAAACAUGCAGAAGAAAGAGAAAGAUACAUGCAGUAAAGAUGAGACAACAGUGCCAAAACUUCCAGUCCCACCACUGCAGCAGACUUUACGCAUGUACCUACAGUGCAUGAAACACUUGGUGCCAGAGGAGCAAUUUGGAAAGACCAAGGUCAUUGUGGAGCAGUUUGGAAAGGCAGGAGGCCUGGGAGAAUCCUUGCAGCAAUUGCUGGAGGAAAGAAGGGAAAAGACAACAAACUGGGUGUUUAACUACUGGCUGGAUGACAUGUACCUCAACAACCGGCUGGCUCUUCCGGUCAAUUCCAGCCCAGCAAUUAUCUUUGCUCAUCAGCAUUUCAAGGAUGUGAAUGACCAGCUGAGGUUUGCCGCCAAUCUCAUUUCAGGAGUGCAAGACUAUAAAGCUUUACUGGACACCCACGUUUUACCUGUUGAUUUUGCUCGUGGACAGCUGUCUGGUCAUCCUCUCUGUAUGAAGCAAUACUAUGGACUCUUUUCUUCCUAUCGUCUUCCAGGACAUACCAAAGAUACCCUUGUGGCCCAGAAAAGCAGUGUAAUGCCAGAACCAGAGCACAUCAUUGUUGCUUGUAACAACCAGUUUUUUGUUUUGGAUGUUGUCAUUAAUUUCCGUCGUCUCAGUGAGGGAGAUCUUUUCACUCAGUUACAAAAGAUAGCCAAAAUGGCAGAGAAUGAAGAGGAAAUGCUGCCUCCAAUUGGCCUGCUGACAACAGACGGAAGGACAGAGUGGGCAGAGGCCAGGACGAUCCUUAUGAAAGACUCUACUAACCGCGACUCUCUUGACAUGAUUGAACGGUGUAUAUGCCUGGUGUGCCUGGACAGCCCAAGCAGCGUGGAACUCAAUGAUACCAGCAUGGCAUUGCAACUGCUACAUGGAGGAGGCUUCCAUAAGAAUGGGGCCAAUCGUUGGUAUGACAAACCUAUGCAGUUUGUGGUAGGAAGAGAUGGCGUCUGCGGUACCGUGUGUGAACAUUCCCCUUUCGAUGGCAUCGUACUGGUGCAGUGCACUGAACACUUGCUCAAGCACAUGAAAGAAAGUUCCAAGAAACUAGUCCGGGCAGAUUCAGUGACCGAGCUUCCUGCUCCACGGAGACUAAGAUGGAAAUGUUCCCCUGAAAUUCAGACACAUUUGGCAUCAGCAGCAGAAAAACUCCAAAGGAUAGUCAAUAAUCUGGAUUUCAUUGCCUACAAGUUUGAGAACUAUGGAAAGGAAUUUAUUAAGAAACAGAAGAUUAGCCCAGAUGCCUACAUUCAAGUAGCACUUCAGCUGGCAUUUUACAGAUGCCACAGGAGACUUGUCCCCACCUAUGAAAGUGCUUCCAUACGCCGUUUUGAUGAGGGCAGAGUCGACAAUAUUAGGUCUGCUACCUCAGAAGCAUUUGCUUUUGUAAAAGCAAUGGCUGAUGAGAAGACAGUGCUAUCG